Messenger RNA from Quercus lobata, 2220 nucleotides. Its product is annotated as FBD-associated F-box protein At4g10400-like. The transcript has 2 exons. The record is from RefSeq and is a predicted model, not a curated record. The coding region runs from base 715 to 1794 and encodes 359 amino acids. NCBI's taxonomy places the organism in Eukaryota, Viridiplantae, Streptophyta, Magnoliopsida, Fagales, Fagaceae.
UUACAAUGGUAAAGCUCAAAACGGUGUCGCGUUACUAAACACUGAAGGACUGAACAGAUCAACAGUUUCUGUUAAAUGAGAACGGUGCUCGACAAACACGGCCAAACGAUAUUGUUUCGGUUAAAUGAGAACGGUGUUGGUGAACAGUGUUCGUUAUGACUAAUUCAGACUAGCCAACAUUCCAUUUCCACAACAAAUUUCCAAUUUCUUGUGAAAACUCACUCUCAAAUUUUCCCAAAGCGAAAUUCUCUCUCUCACACACACUGCACACAGAGAAUCGGAAGCAGAUUGGAGCAUGAAGCGGCGACAAGAGGAGGAAGAAUCGGAGAGGGAGGGAAUUAAAAGAUCAAAUAGUUUGACUUGCCUAUCAGGUACUCGACAAAAGUCCCCAACGAAUGCUGACAUUAUUAGCACACUACCGGACUCUCUCCUCUUGCACAUCUCUCCUUUCUUCCAACCGAAGACUCUGUUGCAACAAGCAUUUUGUCGAGCAGGUGGAGGCCUCUCUGCAAUCAAGUCCAAGUUCUUAACUUAGACGAAUUCUCACUUGUUAAGAGGUUAGGCUGUUACAAAUUUGAGGAUAUAGUGUUCCGGAUCUGGUAUCGACUCCGCAUAACUAAUCCCUACCCGCUACGUGGGUUGUGCCUUUGUUGGGUUCACAAUUGCCGUCUAUGCUUUGUCGAGACAUGGCUCUUUAACCGCAUUCAAUGUGGUAUGCAAGAACUCAAUCUCCAUAUUGAACCUAACCCAAGUUAUAAAUUGCCCGAUAGUGUUUUCUUUUGUAGAACAUUAGUGGUUCUCAAAUUGGAAGGUGCGAUUAUUUUCAAUCCUCCUAGAUAUGGUUCUGAGUUCGCAGGUCUGAAGCUUCUAAAACUCAAGGUUUUCUAUGCAAACAAAGACUCUCUCUCCACGUUCCUAGCUGCCUGCCCAGUCCUCCAAGAUUUGACCCUUGAGAUUACUUACGAUAGCGACGUCGUGUUUGAAGGCAAGCUCAAUAUUAUUGUGCUCAUACCUACACUCAAAAGAUUUCAUUGCCAUAUUCUUUUUAGUACACCACCAUACAAACUCAAGAUGAACACCCCCGCUCUCAAAUACUUUUAUUUCAAAGGUCCUUUGACAAACGAUUUUGUGGUGGAAAACAUGCCCACCUUGGUUGAAUCAGUCAUUGGAGUUGAAGAGGUUAUUGCGAGUCUUGAAGAUUAUGCAAACAGCGCACGUGACUUCAUCAGACCACUCUAUAAUGUUAAAUCGCUGGAAAUGAGCGUAGACACCGCAGUGCUCCUCCUCCAUGCUUCUGAACCUGAUGGCAUUACAUUGUUCCAUGAUUUAUCUUCGUUGAAGUUUUGUGGUGACCUUACCUGUGAUCAUGCAUGGCAUGCAUUACGACUUUUAAUUGGUCAGGCUCCAAAGAUUCAAAUACUUGCCUUUGAAUUGACGGAACAGUUUCCAUGUGCUUAUAGCCCACUUGAGGGUUUCUUGGAGGAGCCACAGGAUGUUCCUGGAUGGCUGUCAUCACAUCUUACAACUUGUCAUUAUGAUGGGUUUUUAGGGUUUCCAGUUGAGAUGGAACUUGUUAGACAGAUCCUGAAGGCAGCAAGUGUGUUAAAGACGAUGAAAAUCGUUAUUGAUAGUCAUCUAUACUCAAAGGAGAAGCUUCGAAUUCACGAGGAAUUAGGGAACUUCCAAAGGACCUCUCAUAUUUGUCAAAUAGAAUUUGACGAAGGACAUUUCAAAGUUUUUGACAUUUUAGAUGAGCUUGGUGUUUUUGACGAUUUGCUAGAAUCUGCAAUUUGAAAAACUCAAGCUCACCCUUUGGAUUAAGCCUGUGUUAGGAUCACUAUGAACAGAAUAUUGAUACUGUUGUUGCAGGUGUGCUGAUGUUACAAGUGUGUUGUUGGCUGAGAUGCAAGUGUGCUCUUGACUAAGAUGCAAGCUAUUGUGACACGUGGGUGACAGAAUGUAGAAUUGGAACGGGUCAUGUGCUAGAAUUGUAAUGAGUCAUAUGCUGAAUUGUAAUGAGUCGUGCGGGAACAGUUAGUUGUAAUUGACUAGAGUCAGUUGUAAGAGAUAAUGAGAGAUAUGAAAAAGAAUUUAGGCAAACUACUACUUGUUUCUCUUAACCAUUCUUUAUCUCUUCCACUCUUCAUAGUAGGCCUGGUUUUCCUCGAAUUCAACCAUCCUUAUAGACCUAUUAUUUAUUGUUAAGAAAAACCUUACAGC